UCAAUUUAAUUUCUACUUUUAUAUUAUAAUUAAACCAUAAAAAUACCCAAAAAUAGCUGGGAUCUUACAUUUGGUACUCAGAGCAAGGUUUUGAUUUUCAAACCUGGGAGCAUGGCUGCGAGAGUGACAGUUGAGGCACAUAAAGAUUAUAUUGAAUCUAUGACCAAACAAAUGGCAGAAAAUCAAAAGAAAUUUCAGAAAACUUGUGAAGAGUUGCAUAUUCAAAUGGCUAAAUUGGUAGAGAAGUUUGAGCUGUAUUACCCUCUCCUUGAAGAUUCGGUAAGAAACUCCUCUGAACCUCUAAUUUUAAACGACAUUGAAGGGUUUAUAUCAAGUCAAAAAAAUGAAUCCCCUAAAAUGAAAGAGUUGAUUGUGUUUGAUGAAUUGUCUGAAAGAGUAGAAGUGGAAAAGGAAAUAGAAAAUCCUAUGUUAGAAUUAGCUAAAGAAGAAGAUAUGAUUGAAGAUGAGGUAUGCAUGAUGGAGUCGGUUGAUAGUGAAGAUAUUACUGAAAAUCGGGAAGUAUUGUUGUUUGAUGAGUCGUUGUCUGUGGAGCAUGAGAUUGAAAAUAUAGUGGAGUUUCCUAAUAUAAAAGAGGUUGAUGAUUCAGAUAGAACUUCUGAAAGGUCUGGGAAUUUCAUGAGGAACUUCAAUGUGCCAUAUGAAACCUUCAAAUUACUUGAGUUAUCCUGUGAAGAAAAUGUGGUUCAAGUACCUAGAUCGAAGGUAUUUGUUGAAAUGCCCAAGAGGAAGUUUGUAACCGGCCGGAUAGUAUACGUCGGAUCAAAUAUAUGGAGGCAUGCUACAUUGGUUAUCUUGCCAAAAAUAUUUCGCCCGUCACCUGAACCGCCUCCACUAUUUGCUAUUUAUCAAUCGAAGAGUAUUGUCCAACUGUCGAGGAAGAUGCUUAUUGAUGGGAAGGUGGACAAAGCUAAUGAAGAAGGGACUUACUAUGACUCUGAUUUGUCGGUACUUGAAGCAUGUAAUAAUUCUGAACCAUUCAAGGUCGAUUCUAAACCUACCUCUAGAAAUGAGUUUUCCACGUUUGAUGGAACAAAUCCUAGGAGUUGGGUGUUAAAUUGGACAGGCUACUUUCGGUUGGUUCCUAAAAUGUCAGACCAACAAAAAAUUUAUUUGGCAUCAUGUCAUUUUGAGGGAAGGGUUGCCACUUGGUACGGGCAUAUAUUAGAAUAGGGUAGAGAUUUAACUUGGGAUUCUUUUGUGAAUCUUGUGUUGGCUAGAUUUGAAAAUCUAAUCGAGCGCAAGAAGAUUCUUGCUGAAAUCAACCACCUCAACACAGAAUACUCACUUGAGCAGAACAUAGAUGAGUUUGAGGAAAGAAAGCCUCAUUUGCUACUGUUAAAUGCUAGUGUUUGUGAUGAAACUUAUUUCAUGAAUAGUUUUGUGAGUGAUAAAACGGAGAUGGAAAAUGGACUAAUAGUAAGUGAAGCUGAAAAGGAAUUUAUGGAAAUUGCGGUUGGAAAUGGUACAACGAGGGGUUGCUCAGUCGAAGUGCUACGUGAUUCUCACGGUUGGAAAGUAGAAUUACUCGAAGGUGUUUUAGUUUCGGUUCGGUUUAAGCCUGAGGUAUUAAGGAUGCGAAAUGAUCGCAUCGAAGAGGAUUUCAGAUCUGCAACUGUCAAUGUUGGUUCAGUAAUUUUAUUGCAGGCUUGUUCCAGGUUCAAUGUGUUGAAGCGUGCUACGUUGAUGGUCUUACCGAAAAGACCUCGUCCAUCACCUGAACCUCCACCGCGUUAUUUCUUAGUGUUGGCAGGGGUGAAAUCCAUGUUCUUGAGUUCUCUAAUUUUCUUAUGUGUUAGAAAAGCGGAAUCGAGCAAUUGCGGUUUUGCAAUGGGCAAAUUCUGUGGGGUUGUGAAGACACUGGAAGCAAAUAUUGUACUGCGUAAUUUACCAAAUCAUUUGCCUAAUUCCUUGGCAGAUUUAGGUUGGGAAAAUUCGGGGAAAUUAUUGAAGACAAUCUAUGGGGAUCAAGUUAGAAUUCAACAGGUCCGGUCCGAAUUUGUACUGAGUAUGGUCCGUUAUGAAUCAUCUCCAGAUGGGUGGGUGGAAAUUCAACUCAGACCGAGCUUGGAAGAAGCGCUUUACGAGUACACUUUAGCACUCCUAUCAUUAGGCCCUUAUUUUGGCAGUACUAACGAAGAAGCAUGGUCAUUUAUCAACGACAGAACAUCGGCACUUGAAGUAAUUCAAGAGAAUACACAUCGAGCUCCAAUGUUUAUGGAGUGGUUUACAGUAAAGAAGAAAGCAUGUCGAGUUUUUGAGGUGGGUAAGGAAGUUUACCAUAUACUUUCACGAUUUCAACAGAACAUCGAAGCACUUUGCAUGAAUCAGGAGUUUACUAUCGAUAUUUUGGUAUCUACGAAGUCAUUGGUAAGGAUGAAGAUCAUCACUUACAAAUUUAUCCUCUCAAAAUUCUGGACAAACACAUGAUAAAACGAUGUUAUGAUCCUUGGGGACAAGGAUCGUCUUCAGCGGGGGGUAAUGUCAUGACCCAUGACGGUAACGGCGGCGGCAACAGCGGUGACGACGGUGGUAAGUUGAAGAACGGCAAUAAUUUUGGAAGUGAAGUGGGAUUGAGUUUUGCAGCUGGGCCGAAAGCAAGUGGGCCGAAAUUUAUUAAUGAGUCGGGCCCAAGUGCAAUUGGAGAUUGGAAGAAAUUAAUUAAAUAUCUUAAUUGUUAUUUUCAGAUUUUAAUUAUUAUUUGAGAUUUUUGUUAUAAGGGUUGGACGAGUUGAAUGAAAGGCAUUAAGCCAAUUUUC
This is a messenger RNA of Erythranthe guttata (spotted monkey flower), 2777 nucleotides long. The record is from RefSeq and is a predicted model, not a curated record. NCBI's taxonomy places the organism in Eukaryota, Viridiplantae, Streptophyta, Magnoliopsida, Lamiales, Phrymaceae.